AUGGCGGAUGCUCAACAACAGCAUGCCCCUGGUGGCCACUACUCGGGGUCGAACAAGAUCCCGACCAUCAACCAGUUCAUCGAAAGACUAGAUCGCGACAAGGCCACUCGCGACAAGCAGAUCGAGGAGCAAAAGCAAGCUCAGGUAUCUCAAAAGAAUGGCGACGCAGUCCCUCACCAGCAGUCAUCGGGCCUGCACGCGAAGGAAAACCAGCAAAAGGUGACAGACCCGACCACCGGCAAGGAGGUAGUCAUCGAAGAUGUCAACCAGGAAAUGGUGGAUGCAGCUAAGAACCCCAUGCUCUCUGUACCAAAUGCGAACCUGGGCAAGCCUACAACAGACCCGUCGCAGUCGAUGGCCGAGUACAAACACAACCAAGAUGUCACCGCGCCUCCGGAUCCCGUCGCUGAAGGUAGUACUUCAGACGUGCCCAUCCAUGGCGAGAAGACCAACAUUCUGUUCCACCCUACACCUUCUGUCAGCUACGAGCCCUUCUUCGCUGCCAUGGAGAAGAGAGCCACCGGUCUCUGCAUCGGUGUCUUCCUUGGAAUCGUCUUUGUCGGAAACAUCUUUGGCGGUCGCCUUCUCGGCCUCAUCCCUCUGGCCAUGUGUGUGGCGUCCGGUGUCUUCCUCUGGGCCAAAGAGGUCAUCCGCAGUGGCAGAGAAGUCGAGUGGGACACCGAGAAGAUCAGAGGUAGAACAGCUACCGCCAACCUCCUCCCUGAAUCCGUUGAAUGGAUGAACACCCUGCUUGGAAUCGUCUGGGGUCUCGUCAAUCCGGAUAUGUUCCAGAGUGUCGCCGAUACCCUCGAGGACGUCAUGCAAGCAUCCGUUCCUGGUAUCAUCGAGAACGUCCGCGUCGCAGAGAUCAACCAAGGCAGCAACCCUAUCCGCAUCCUCAGUCUACGCGCUCUCCCCGAUGAGCACAUGAAAGAGAUGAAGCAAGCGAUCCAUGAGGAAAACAAGAAGACAAAGGACCCUCAAGAAGCCGCUGCCGACGAGGAGGGUGGCGACUACUACAACCUCGAAGUCUCUUUCGCAUACCAUGCCGCUCCCUCUGGCAAGAGAGCUUCGGACAGAGCCAGAAACAUGCACAUGCAACUGGUCUUCUACCUUGGUAUCAAGGGUCUGUUUGGUGUACCUCUUCCCAUCUUUGUUGAGCUGCAAGAGCUAGUCGGUACCGUCAGAUUGCGCAUGGCCAUGACUCCAGAACCUCCUUUCCUCAAGACACUGACUUUCACGCUCAUGGGCGUGCCUCACGUGCAAGCAGGAUGUAUUCCCAUGAUCGAGAAGGGUGUCAACAUUCUCAACCUCCCUCUGAUCUCCAACUUUGUCAACUACGCUAUCGGCGCGGCUGCUAGCAUGUACGUCGCUCCCAAGUCUAUGUCUCUUGACAUGAGAGCUAUGCUCCAGGGCGACGACAUCACCAAAGAUGUCCAAGCUCUCGGUGUCAUGUGGAUCCGUAUCCAUCGUGCUGUUGGUCUCAGUAAGCAGGACAAGCGUGGCAGCAAAUACGGAGGUAGUGAUCCAUACAUCACCCUUUCUUUCUCCAAGUAUGGAAAGCCCAUGUACUGCACACGUGUCAUUACUGAUGACUUGAACCCGAUUUGGGAAGAAACUGCUGCCCUUCUUGUCACCCCCGAGCUCAUCAAGGCCGAUGAAAACCUGAGUGUCGAGCUGUGGGACUCUGAUCGCCACACCGCUGACGACAUCGUCGGAAAGGUCGAGUUGUCCAUGCAGAAGAUGAUCCAACACCCUGGCAAGAUGUACCCCCAGGUUUCUAAGCUUGCUGGUAUGGACUCUGACAGCGAAAUGCCUGGAGAACUUCACUGGGAGGUUGGCUUCUUUGGCAAGCCUCAGUUCAGACCUGCUCUACGCACUGAUGGCAAGAACCACGCACUUCCCCAGAACCUUCGCGACAAGCCCGAACUUCAGGACGACAAAGGCGUAGCCAACACCGAAACUGAUGACGCUGUCCAGCACACACCUCCGGAUCCUCUCUGGCCCAGCGGUGUCUGCAGUAUCGUCGUCCAUCAGAUUGUUAACCUCGAACUUGAUAACAUCAAGGGCACGGAAGGCAGUCGCAAGGGCAGAGAAUACGAACCUGCUAAGCCCAGUGGUGAAGGUACUGAUGAAGAGGGCGAUCAGCUUCCUACCAGUUACUGUACUAUCCUCUACAACGACGAGCUGGUCUACAGGACUCGCGCCAAGGCAGUCAGCAGUCAGCCUAUCUUCAAUGCCGGUACUGAACGCUUCGUUCGCGACUGGAGAUCCGCCGUCAUCACUGUUACCGUGCGUGACUCCCGCAACCGCGAACACGACCCCAUCCUUGGAGUUGUGCCUCUCAAGUUGUCCGAUGUCAUGGAGACAAGCUCCCAAGUCACUAGAUGGUACCCUCUCGAUGGUGGUAUCGGCUUCGGUCGCAUUCGUAUCUCGCUUUUGUUCCGCAGCAUCGAAACUCGUCUUCCUCCUAACAUGCUUGGCUGGGAUGUUGGUACCUUCCAGUUCCUUUCUGACAGAAUUACCGCGACUGGCUACUCUCAUCAUGCUAAGCUUAAGAUGCGCACUGGUGGUUCUAUCGGAAAGCUACCUCGCACACAAUGCCACAAGACUGACAACGGUCUUGAAUGGGAAGUGCAACACAACGAGAAGAAAGACCCCAUCCGUCUCCCCGUCAAGUACCGCUACCGCAGUCCUAUCGUCUUCGAAUUCCACCUAUCUGGCAAGCGCAAGGCGGACGCCCAUGCUGUUCUCUGGCUGCAACAUUUAGUCGACAACGAGUCUACCGAGAUCGACAUUCCCAUCUGGCGCACCUCGGCUCCUGCAAGAUUGACCCAAAACUACAUCACAGAGGACAACGCAACCAAGGCUAUGCCUGGACUGGACGAUCUCGAAGAGGUUGGCCGUCUCAAGUUCACUGGUCGCUUCAAGGCUGGCAUGGAUGAAAGCCACGAGCAAUUCGUUGCUGACAACGAGUCUCGUGAGACUUACGAGACCUGGGAGGCAUGUCUUGCUGAGGGUGUUCGCACGAGAUUAGUCGAGAAGGAGAUGCCUGAUCGCGUGCAAGCGCUGCACGAGAAGUCACUCACAGAAGGUCGUGACAUCCUUAAGGAGGAAGAACCUGAUGAGAAGCAAAAAUGGCUCAGCAAGCAAGGCACUGACUGGAGUGGCGCGUUUGGCGAAGACCCCAAGGCCUACGUGGACUCUCAAGGCAGAAAGCGCCGCGAGCCUGGUGCUGAGCCCCCUCUUCAUGACCCUCACAACCCUAGCUCCGACGAUGACAGUGAUUCGGGUGACGAUUCCUCGAACGAUCUCGGCAUCAUGGACGCCGAUAACUCAGAGAACCGUGGUGGCGAGAGAGCAGGCAGAAAAUCGUUUGCCAGUACCACUGGCGGCAGAAGCUCGUACGAUUCAUAUGCAGGCACAAACUCAACAUUCUCGGACCCCAACACGGGAGGCAGCCCCAAGAGUGUCAAUGCACAAAACAAGCGCACCGAAGAGCGCAAGCAGCGUGGCCUGAUGCAGUGGAAGCCAGCUCGCAACCUCAAGUUCGCCAAGGAUGAAGGCAAGAUUGGAUUGAGGAAGAUCAAGAACAAGUUGACUGGCGGUCUCAACGGUAGACAACCCGGUGUCGAGACCGAGACUGGAACGUAG
This is a messenger RNA of Aureobasidium uvarum, 3654 nucleotides long. Lineage: Eukaryota; Fungi; Ascomycota; Dothideomycetes; Dothideales; Saccotheciaceae. The record is from the annotation of a GenBank genome assembly.